AUGUCCGCAGAAGAAACCAACCAGCUAGAAUCGUCAAAUAAUGCCGGUCCAUCAACGCCUGCGCCUCCAACAGUGAUCGUUGACGAGGCAGCCGAUACUUCUUUGCUGGAUCUACCAAUCUCGGAUCAAGCUCAAGCAGGGUAUCAUGCACCUCCUGCCCAACCUUCCGAGCCAAUCACCACCCCUGCUCCACCACGUACAGAACCGAUCGUACCAGACGCACCCUCUCAUCAACCUCCGGCAAAAGGGUUACCCCUCUCCACACCUUCCUCAUCACUCACACCUACCGCCCCUCGACCUGCUCAAGCAGACCUAGCCGAAUUCGACCCAUAUGCUACACCAGCUCCGACCUUCUCCUCUUCAGCGUCGAAAGAUCCGGUCACACCGGCGAGGAACAAUGCUCGACUUGAUCCAUCUUCUUCAAUACCGCAGGAAACACCUAGACAGGUCGGUUUAACCGAAGCUGAAAGUAGUGGAUCUAUCAACUCAAACACCGAGCCUACAUUUAACUUCUCUGGAUUCUUGAAGGAUCUAAGGACAAAGUCUGCUGAACCUAUAGCUCGAUAUUUGAAAAGCUUCUUAUCGAAUUUUGCUAAGAAACCAUUUACUGUCAACGAGCAGAUCAAAUUGAUACAUGACUUCCUUGCUUUCAUAUCCGAGAAAAUGGCUCAGGUCGAACCGUGGAAAUCACAGACACCGGCAGAGUUCGACAAUGCUCUGGAAGCGAUGGAAAAGCUAGUCAUGAACAGGUUAUACAACUACACUUUCACCCCUCAAUUGGUACCUUCUCAGCCUAUCACUACUGACGAUCUAGAACGAGAUGCAGUGUUCGCACAGAGAGUGAGGUUGUUCGGAUGGGUUAGGGAAAAACAUCUGGAUGUACCUGAGGGAGAAGCUACCCAGGGGUUUUUGGGAUUUGCCGAGCAAGAACUGCUCAAGAUAAAUCACUAUAAAGCGCCUAGAGAUAAAAUGAUCUGUAUCCUCAACUGCUGUAAAGUGAUAUUCGGUUUGAUACGGAAUGUUUAUGGUGCUGAAGCGACUGGGGCGGAUGCAUUCGUGCCUAUAUUGAUCUUCGUUGUGCUCCAAGCCAAUCCUGAUAACAUGCUGUCCAACAUCGAGUAUAUCAGCCGUUUUCGAAGUGCUUCCAAGUUGCAAGGAGAAGCUGGCUACUAUCUUUCCAGCUUGAGCGGAGCUAUCGCAUUCAUAGAGACAAUGGAUGCUUCAAGUCUGAGUAACAUUACCCAAGCAGAAUUUGAGAAGAACGUCGAAGAUGCUAUCCAAGAAUUACCGCCUUCACCAUCAGCUUCAACUGCUCGAGCAUUACCCCCCGCAGAUAUGUCUCCGUUCUCCGCUGUCACCUCGGGAGAGGAAGCUGCUCGACCAUUGUCUCUCACAACCACUGUUCAAGCCUUGGAUGGUACCAAACGGUUCUUCCAACGUACCGGUAACUUGGCUCAGGAGGCAGUCAGUAAACCUCUCAGCGCCAUCGGCAAGAUCCUAGAAACCAUGCAGAGUCCGACCGACGAUAGGUCUGAAGAUGGCAGUACGAGUGGUGAAGAACGAUCACCUGAGAGACGACCUAGGCAAGAGCAGCAGACUCCAGCUUCGAGGGAUGUAUUCAGAACUAGAAGAUCUCAAUUCAAUAGAGCUGCUACGCCCGAAAGUCCGUCGAGAACUUUGCAAGGUUUCGGCUUGGGUAUACCUGGAGAUGGGUCAGCUCCAGCCUCACGAGCUGGAACGCCAUCCCCUGGUGAUAACCCCAUUCCUGAUUUCUCAUCAUUGCAGCUUCAAUCGACCAUCGACAUGUCCCAAGAAGCUUACGCACAAACGCGGCGAGCUAACGUACAGACUCUGCAUCAAAUGUUCCCUGCACUGGAUGAAGAUGUGGUUGAAGCGGUCUUGGAAGGAAGUGGAGAUGAUUUGGGUUUAGCUAUUGAUCGAUUAUUGGAGAUGUGA
Messenger RNA from Kwoniella botswanensis, 1956 nucleotides. RefSeq lists its product as uncharacterized. The transcript has 9 exons. Gene Ontology annotation, biological process: vesicle-mediated transport. Gene Ontology annotation, molecular function: ubiquitin binding; small GTPase binding; guanyl-nucleotide exchange factor activity. The coding region runs from base 1 to 1956 and encodes 651 amino acids. The record is from RefSeq and is a predicted model, not a curated record. Lineage: Eukaryota; Fungi; Basidiomycota; Tremellomycetes; Tremellales; Cryptococcaceae. Gene Ontology annotation, cellular component: endocytic vesicle; cytosol.